CCGGAAUCGGCCCUGUGAAUCGAUCAGUCUUUGCUCCUUCAAAUGUCCUGCUGCGCCUGCUAUGAUAUCUUCAUGACUAGAAUAGUCAUAAGUCGACAUACAACUAUGACGGCUAUCGAUGAAAUCCACCACCAGCUCCCCAGAAUUGAACGCUUUGGCCCCGGCCUUAUUGGUGUCUUUGUGGGCGGUACCAGUGGUACCCCCCUAUUUAAAUGCCACAUGUCGUUCCAUGGUCUGGCACAAGUUUAGUCUCUAUUAUAUAAACCACUCGAUAA
Aspergillus caelatus is the source of this 275-nucleotide messenger RNA. RefSeq lists its product as uncharacterized. Lineage: Eukaryota; Fungi; Ascomycota; Eurotiomycetes; Eurotiales; Aspergillaceae. The transcript has 2 exons. The coding region runs from base 43 to 249 and encodes 68 amino acids. The record is from RefSeq and is a predicted model, not a curated record.